GAUUGGUGUUUUGCUAGCUGUCAAACGACACAAACCAAAAUUUAGGCGGAUUUUUGUUAAGUACCGAAGCUCUUCAGCUGUUCUGCUUGUGUUUCAUAUCGGUAAAAAAUCGUGUCCAUUCCGGAAAAAAACUAGUUGGAUAGUAUUCAAAUUAGCAGUAUUAUCAGAGAGGAUAUUGUGUUUCGCCAGGCAUUCCUUCAGAGAGUUAACGCAAAUACAAUGGAGCCUAAUAACUCGGAAACCGCCGGAACGUCCAACCCGGAUCGCUCGUGGGUUACGUUGGGCGAGAUACUGAAGGAACAAGAGGAACUGGAAGCGGAAAGCGAUGCCGUUUUGGGUGGAUCCGAUGAAAAGAAUUGCACGUAUUCUCGGGGCUACAUUGGACGCCAGGCCUUGUACGCGUGCAUGACUUGCAUGCCGGAAUCUCGAGUGAACGAGGAGAAGCGGGCGGGAGUUUGCCUAGCGUGUUCUUACCAAUGCCAUGAGGGACACGACCUGAUAGAGCUGUACACCAAAAGGAACUUCCGCUGCGACUGUGGAGGAAAACGCAUGCCGGAUGUCCGUUGCAAGCUGGACCCGCUCAAGAUAGAAGCAAACACCCUCAAUCUGUACAAUCAAAAUUUCAGUGGAACCUACUGUACUUGCCAUCGGCCUUAUCCAGAUCCGGAAGAUAAUGUGGAAGAUGAGAUGAUCCAAUGUGUGGUCUGCGAAGAUUGGUACCAUACCAGGCAUCUGGGAACCGAUGACGUUCCGAACACGACGAAGGAUUUCGCGGAGAUGAUCUGCGAAGGAUGUGUGCAGAGGGUUGGCUUUCUGCGGAACUAUGUCGGUAAGAUAGAGGACGGAAAUCAGACGCAACUGAAUGACACAGUGCAGGUUGAUGUGACCGGCAUAGAUGAGUCUAAUGUGGCCGAUACAAGUACAGUUACGGUUUCAAACGAUGAAAGCAAGGCGGAGGGUCAAACUGCGGACGCGGAUUGUGAACCCAGUGACGCAAAGCGUGUUAAGUUAGACAUCUGCACCAAACCUCCAUAUGAUGAAGGUGAAUCCGGUGCGUAUAAAAAGGGGGCAACUUUCUGGAACGAAGGAUGGAGGAACUUCCUUUGCCGUUGCACGGAUUGUACGACCACGUACAAAACACUGAAAGUGGAGUUUCUCCUGGACGAAAAGGACACCGUACAGUGGUACGAAGAGCACGGGCGCCAAAAGCAGAAGCAAGACGAUAAGAAUACCGAUGAUCAAGCGAUGGAAGCCUUCAACAAAAUGGGACGUGUUCAGCAAGUGGAAUUCCUCACGGGAAUCAAUCAUAUGCAGGUCCGAUUGAAGGAAUUUCUGGACACGUUUGUCACCAACCAUCAGGUCGUGACGGAGAAGGAUGUUCACGAAUUUUUCGCCAAGUUGAAGAAGGAAAGAUCGGAAACCGUUGGGGCUCCUUCGCAUUUUUGCCGUUGAAUUUUAGUGUUUCUUUAUUUUUUAAAAACUUGUAUUUCAUCCAAUGCAUUCGAAUUGUAAUAAUACCAUUAAAAUCGUCGCAGCAUAAUUUGUCGAUAAAUUUUAUUGUAAUGAACGUUUUGAUUCAAAUG
Molecule: messenger RNA, 1583 nt
Organism: Aedes aegypti (yellow fever mosquito)
Lineage: Eukaryota; Metazoa; Arthropoda; Insecta; Diptera; Culicidae
Product: putative E3 ubiquitin-protein ligase UBR7
Exons: 3
Coding region: 220-1452 (410 amino acids)
Cellular component (GO): cytoplasm
Molecular function (GO): zinc ion binding; ubiquitin protein ligase activity
Source: RefSeq, a predicted model, not a curated record